AUGGAUCUUAAAGAGCACAGACACCGUGCACUGACUCACGCCUGCUGUGCGAAAGAUUUGCAGUUCACCACCUCCUCCCUGGACAAGGAGGAGUGCCGCGUACCCACUCAGAAGUCGUACAGCUCCAGCGAGACCCUGAAGGCUUUCGAUCAUGACUCACGCCUUCAUUAUGGGGGAUGUGUUGCUGACCUGGUGCACCAUGAAGCAGAUGAGUUCACCAGACAAGGAGGGAACUUUACUUUAGCCGAGUUGGGCAUCUGUGAACCAGCUAUUCAUCAGAAUGCAUACUGCCCAGACCUUGGCCUCCUGCAACGUGGCUACUCUCUAAGUACCGGCUCAGAUGCAGACUCCGACCCAGAGGGCCCCAUCUCCCCAGAGAGAGCCAUCCAGCUGUGGGGGGGCCAUGGCAUCAAGUCCCGCCGCAGCUCCGGCCUCUCCAGCAGAGAGAACUCCGCACUCACCCUCACUGACUCUGAGAACGAGAACAAGUCUGAUGACGAAUCAGGUCGUCCCCUCCCUCCCUCCACCGCCUCCUCCAGCCUCCUGCCCCCUGCACCUUCUCCUCCUUCUGCCCCCCUCCAUCCAGCCCCACCUACCAUAAGGGAGUGUCAGGUGCCCUUGCUGGACAGAAGCUCCUCCCAUACCAUGUUGGAGUCCCACCCAGAGGACCAAAUCUCCCCCAACUCAUACCUGCUCCGGGCCCAGCCCCCCACUGGAGCUCCAAACCAUCACAGCCAGUCCACCCUGCGGCCGCCCAUCCCUCCACCACACAGCCAUCAGACACUGUCGCACCAUCAGUCUUCUGCCAACUCUCUCAAUCGCAACACACUGAGCCUCCGUCGCAAUCCCAUUCAUGUUCCCCCGUCCGCCCCGGGUGACGGUCCCACCACGCCCGAGUCAGUGCAGCUGCAGGACAGCUGGGUGCUCAACAGCAACGUCCCACUAGAGACAAGGCAUUUCCUGUUUAAGACAUCAUCAGGGACCACGCCCCUCUUUAGCAGCUCAUCACCGGGUUACCCCUUGACCUCUGGCACAGUAUAUUCACCCCCGCCACGGCUCUUACCCAGAAGCACCUUCUCCAGAAGCGCCUUCAAGCUGAAGAAGCCCUCCAAGUACUGCAGCUGGAAAUGUGCUGCCCUGUCGGCCAUUGCCGCCACCUCCCUGCUGGCCAUUCUGCUGUCCUACUUCAUCGCUAUGAAUCUGUUGGGGCUGAACUGGCAGCUGAAACCUGUGGUUGGUCCCCUGCUGAACAACGACUUGGGAGCAGGGCUGCCCAGCAACAAUGACAUAGCAACAGCGCCCUCUGGAGGCAGAGGGCCCUGGGCCUCUCGCAACAGCAGCAUAGAUACGGGCAGCCUGGAGGUAGGCAGGCGCGUGACCCAAGAAGUGCUGCCGGGGGUGUUCUGGAGGUCUCUGCUGCACCUCAACCAGCCUCAGUUCCUCAAGUUUAACAUCUCCCUUGGCAAAGAUGCUCUGUUUGGGGUUUACAUUCGGAAAGGGCUGCCUCCGUCCCACGCACAGUAUGACUAUAUGGAGCGUUUGGAUGGAAAGGAGAAAUGGAGUGUAGUGGAGUCUCCUCGUGAGAGACGAAGUAUUCAGACUGUGGUUCUGAAUGAGGCUGUGUUUGUGCAGUAUCUGGAUCCCGGCACAUGGCACCUGGCUUUCUACAACGAUGGCAAUGAGAAGGAAUCUGUCUCCUUUAGCACAGCUGUACUGGACUCUGUGCAAGAAUGCCCCCGGAACUGUCAUGGUAAUGGCGAGUGUGUGUCAGGAGUGUGUCACUGUUUCCCAGGGUUCCAUGGCAUGGACUGCUCGAAAGCGGCAUGCCCAGUGCUCUGCAGUGGAAAUGGUCAGUAUGAUAAGGGAUUGUGUAUCUGCUACAGUGGAUGGAAGGGCCCGGAAUGUGAUGUUCCCAUCAGCCAGUGCAUCGACCCCCAGUGUGGAGGACAUGGUACCUGUGCAGACGGCACAUGUGUUUGCUCGCUGGGGUACAAAGGGGAUAACUGUGCAGAGGUUGACUGUCUGGAUCCGAACUGCUCAAAUAAUGGCAUCUGUGUGAAUGGAGAGUGCCACUGUAAGCCGGGAUGGGGCGGACCCAACUGUGAGCUUCCCAGAGCACAAUGCCCAGAUCAGUGCCAUGGUCAUGGGGCUUUUAUCCCAGACACAGGCCUCUGUAGUUGUGACCCCAACUGGAUGGGCCCUGACUGCUCCGUCGAGGUUUGCUCGGUUGACUGCGGUACUCAUGGCGUGUGUAUGGGCGGUUUGUGCCGCUGUGAGGAGGGCUGGACGGGUGCGGCAUGUGACCAACGCGUGUGUAACCCGCUCUGUGUGAAGCACGGCACCUGUAAAGACGGCAAGUGCGAGUGCGAACAGGGCUGGAAUGGAGAGCACUGCACCAUCGAUGGCUGUCCAAACAGAUGUAAUGGAAAUGGGCAGUGUUUGAUGGGUCAAAACAGCUGGCACUGUGAGUGCAAAACUGGAUGGAGGGGCACCGGCUGCAAUGUUGCCAUGGAAACUUCAUGUGCGGACAACAAAGACAAUGAAGGAGAUGGUCUGACAGACUGUAUGGAUCCAGACUGCUGUAUCCAAAGUCCCUGCCAGAACAGUCCGCUUUGUAGAGGGUCCAGGGACCCCUUACAGGUCAUCCAGCAGGGCCAGCUCCCUGAGCAGAAAGUACGUUCCUUCUAUGACCGUGUCAAGAUGCUAGUGGGCCGGGACAGCACACACAUAAUACCUGCCGACAACCCCUUUAAUGCAAGUUUGGCAUCUCUGAUCAGAGGUCAGGUGGUGACUACAGAUGGUACCCCACUUGUGGGAGUUAACGUGUCAUUUGUCAAGUACCCCCAGUACGGCUACACCCUGACACGCCAAGAUGGAACAUUUGACCUCAUUGCCAAUGGCGGAGCCUCUCUUACCCUACGCUUUGAGCGAGCUCCAUUUCUGAGCCAAGAGCGCACGGUGUGGCUUCCAUGGAACAUUUUCUAUGCCAUGGACACUCUGAUGCUGAAGACAGAGGAGAACACGAUCCCAAGCUGUGAUCUUAGUGGCUUUGUGAGGCCAGAUCCCCUGGUUGUGUCCUCCCCCCUCUCCUCCUUCUUCAGUUCCAGGCCAGGAGAAAGGUCCAUCAUUCCAGAGACCCAGGUUCUUCAUGAGCAGAUUGAGAUCCCAGGCACAAAUCUAAAGCUCUGUCAUCUGAGCUCACGGACAGCAGGUUACCGUUCAUUGCUCAAAAUCACCAUGACCCAAGCUGUGGUGCCUCUUAGCUUGGUCAAAGUCUAUCUAAUGGUCGCCGUCGAAGGCCACCUCUUCCAGAAGUGGUUCCAUGCCUCACCCAACCUCGCCUACACCUUUAUCUGGGACAAGACGGAUGCAUACAGCCAACGUGUCUAUGGCCUAUCUGAUGCAGUGGUCUCUGUGGGAUAUGAAUAUGAAUCAUGUCCUAGUCUGGUGCUUUGGGAGAAGAGGACAGCUAUGCUACAGGGCUAUGAGCUGGAACCUUCCAAUCUGGGCGGCUGGUCUCUGGACAAACACCAUAUACUCAACCUGCGCAGUGGCAUCCUUCAUAAGGGCAGCGGUGAGAACGUGUUUGUGUCCCAGCAGCCCCCCAUCAUCACAAGCAUCAUGGGUAAUGGGCGACGGCGCAGCAUCUCGUGCCCAAGCUGUAAUGGCCUGGCUGAUGGAAAUAAGCUGUUGGCACCUGUAGCCCUGGCAGCAGGUAUUGAUGGCAGCCUCUAUGUCGGAGACUUGAAUUUCGUACGCAGAGUUUAUCCCAAUCUCAACACCACUCGGAUACUGGAACUCAGAAAUAAGGAUUUUCGACACAGUAACAACCCGACUCAUAAGUACUUCUUGGCUGUGGACCCAGUCUCUGGGGCUCUAUUCAUCUCUGACACAAAUUCACGGCGAAUUUACAAGGUGCGUUUGCUUACUGGAGGAAGACUGCUGGCAGACAAUGCUGAAGUGGUAGCUGGCACGGGAGAACAGUGCCUGCCCUUCGAUGAGAGAUGCGGGGAUGGGGGCAAAGCCAUUGAAGCCACCCUCAUGAGCCCCAAAGGUAUUGCUGUAGAUAAGAAUGGGCUUAUGUACUUUGUGGAUGCCACUAUGAUUAGGAAGGUGGAUCAGAAUGGUAUCAUCUCUACUCUGCUGGGCGCUAAUGACCUCACUGCUGUUCGCCCACUGAGCUGUGACUCUAGCAUGGAUGUCAGUCAGGUGCGGUUGGAGUGGCCCACAGACUUGGCAGUAAACCCCAUGGACAACUCACUUUACGUACUAGAGAACAAUGUUAUCCUACGCAUCACUGAAAACCACCAAGUCAGUAUCAUUGCCGGGCGGCCUAUGCACUGCCAGGUGCCUGGCAUCGACUAUUCCCUCAGCAAACUGGCCAUCCACUCUGCCCUGGAGAGUGCCACAGCUAUUGCCAUCUCCCAUACGGGCGUGCUCUACAUCGCCGAGACAGACGAGAAGAAGAUCAACCGUGUGCGGCAAGUCAGCACUAACGGAGAGAUGUCACUGCUAGCUGGCGCCGCAUCCGAGUGCGACUGCAAAAACGACGUUAACUGUAACUGCUUCGCAGGAGAUGACGGAUACGCUACAGAUGCCAGCCUGAACUCACCCAUGUCUCUGGCUGUCUCACCGGACGGCACACUCUACAUUGCAGAUCUCAAUAACAUUCGAAUCCGCGCUGUGCGUACUAACCGGCCCGGACCUUCGGCAGUGGGGCAGUAUGAGGUUGCAUCCCCUCAAGAGCAAGAACUGUAUGUGUUUAACGAGGAGGGUCUCCACCUUCAGACCAUCAGCUUAGUGACAGGCCUGCCCCUCUAUAACUUCAGCUAUGGCCCUGAUGGAGAGCUGGCCACAGUGGUGGAUUACUGCAAUAACACUGUGAAAGUGCGGAGGGACGGGGCAGGGCAGGGUGGAGCUGGGCUGCUCAGGCUUAUCCUGCAACCUGAGAAUCAGGUGGUGACGCUGGGACUGGAUCCCGCAGGGAGCCUGCGCUCUGUCUCUGCUCUUAAUCAGGAGAUAGUUCUGUUGGGAUACAAUGGCAACACUGGCUUAUUGGCCACCAAGGCUGACGAGACAGGCUGGACAACCUUUUAUGAGUAUGACAGUGAAGGGAGGCUAACCAAUGUGACGUACCCCACGGGGAUGGUUACAAGUCUACAUAGAGAGAUUGAAAAAUCCAUCAACAUUGACAUUGAGAGCUCCAACAGAGAUGAUGAUGUCACUGUCAUCACUAAUCUUUCAUCAGUUGAAGCCUCCUAUACUGUUGUGCAGGAUCAAGUACGGAACAGCUUCCAGCUGUGUAACAAUGGCACGCUGAGAGUAAUGUAUGCCAAUGGGAUGGGUAUUAGUUACCACACUGAGCCCCAUAUCCUGGCUGGAUCAGUGAGUCCCACCAUCGGCCGCAGAAACAUCACACUACCCACUGAUAGCGGUCUGAAUUCCAUAGAAUGGAGACUACGCAAAGAGCUGACCAAGGGCAAGGUCACUGUGUUUGGCAGGAAACUUCGGGCACAUGGGCGCAACCUCUUGUCAAUAGACUUUGACAGGAACACACGGACAGAGAAGAUCUAUGACGACCACAGAAAGUUCACUCUAAGGAUCACAUAUGAUGCCCAGGGCAGACCAGCAAUAUGGCAGCCCAGUAGCAGCCUUGCAGUGGUCAAUGUGUCAUACUCCAGUACAGGCCAGCUGGUGGGGCUGCACCGAGGGAGUAUGAGUGAGAGAACAGAAUUUGACCCACAGGGCCGAAUCCUCUCACGCUCUUUUGUAGAUGGAAAAGUGUGGAGCUACAGUUACCUGGACAAGUCUAUGGUGUUGCUCCUGCAGAGUCAGAGACAGUACAUCUUUGAGUUUGACGCAUCAAAUCGCAUCACAGCUGUCACCAUGCCCAGCGUUGCUCGUCACACCAUGUUCACUCAUGUCUCCAUCGGCUACAUCCGCAACACCUACAACCCACCAGAGAGCAAUGCAUCCAUCAUCUACGACUUCAGCGAGGAUGGACACCCUCAGGCCACCUAUUUCCUGGGUACUGGUCGUCGUGUCCUCUACAAGUAUGGCAAGCUGGCCAAGCUCUCUGAGAUCUUGUAUGACAGCACAGCCAUCACCUUUGGCUAUGACGAGACGGCUGGUGUGUUAAAAAUGGUCAACUUGCAGAGCGGCGGCUUCUCUUGCACUAUCCGUUAUCGUAAAAUGGGUCCCCUAAUCGACAAACAGAUCUAUCGCUUCUCUGAGGAAGGUAUGGUCAACGCCCGCUUCGACUACACCUACCAUGACAACAGUUUCCGAAUCGCCAGCAUGAAGCCAGUGAUCAGUGAGACGCCAUUGCCUGUGGAUCUGUACCGUUACGAUGAAAUCUCCGGCAAAGUGGAGCACUUUGGAAAGUUUGGAGUCAUCUAUUAUGACAUCAAUCAGAUUAUCACCACAGCUGUGAUGACUCUUAGCAAGCAUUUUGAUGCACACGGUCGAAUCAAGGAGGUGCAAUACGAAAUCUUCCGCUCUCUAAUGUACUGGAUGACGGUGCAGUAUGACAACAUGGGCAGAGUGAUUAAACGGGAGCUAAAGAUCGGGCCAUAUGCCAAUACCACGCAGUACCGUUAUGAGUAUGAUGGUGACGGGCAACUCAGUGGUGUCAAAGUCAAUGAUUGGUCUACAUGGCGCUACAGUUAUGACCUAAACGGCAACCUACAUCUGCUCAACCCUGGUAACAGUGCCCGACUCAUGCCGCUCCGAUAUGACCUGCGAGACCGCAUCACUCGUUUAGGUGACAUGCAGUACCGUCUGGAUGAGGACGGUUACCUCAGCCAGAGAGGCGGGGAUGUCUUUGACUACAAUUCGAAAGGCCAGCUGGUACGCGCCUACAGCCGUGCAGCAGCAGGAUGGAGCGUGCAGUAUCGUUACGACGGGCUUGGACGAAGGGUUUCCACUAAGAACAGCUUGGGUCAGCACCUCCAGUUCUUUUAUGCAGACCUGAACAACCCAACUCGGGUCACGCAUGUGUUCAAUCACUCCAGUUCAGAAAUCAGCUCUUUGUACUAUGACCUGCAGGGCCAUCUGUUUGCCAUGGAGGUGAGUAGUGGGGAGGAGUACUACAUCGCCUCUGACAACACAGGAACCCCACUAGCUGUCUUCAGCAGCAACGGGCAGAUGAUUAAACAGGUGCAGUACACUGCUUAUGGGGAGGUGUACCACGACUCGAACCUUGAAUUUCAGCUAGUCAUUGGCUUCCAUGGAGGCCUCUAUGACUCCCUAACCAAGUUAGUGCAUUUCACACAGAGAGACUAUGACGUUUUAGCUGCCAGAUGGACAUCACCUGAUUACACUAUGUGGCAGAAGAUUAGCAAAGAUCUGGCACCCUUCAAUUUGUAUAUGUUCAAGAAUAACAACCCACUCAGUGACAUGCUGGAUGUAAAGAAUUAUGUCACAGAUGUGAAGAGUUGGCUGUUAAUGUUUGGCUUCCAGCUAAGCAACAUCAUCCCGGGCUUUCCCAGACACACACUCUAUUUUGUGGAUCCACCAUAUGAGCUACUUGCCAGUCAAGAAAGUGAAAAUGCUCAGCUGAUUACCGGAGUUCAACAGGAAGCUGAGCGGCAUAGCCAAGCUUUCAUGGCGUUGGAAGGACGGCUUCUUGAGAAGGAGCGCAGGAACAAACAGGAUAAACCGGGCCACUGGUUUGGCAUAAGUACCCCCAUCAUCGGACGAGGAGUGAUGCUGGCAGUGAAAGAAGGCCGUGUGGCCACAGGGGUCUCAAGCAUGGCCAGUGACGACAGCAGGAAGGUGGCUCUGGUGCUUAAUAAUGCUGUUUACUUAGAUGGAACGCACUACACGCAGGAUGGCCGUGACUGUCAUUUCUUUGUGAAGACCGGCUCAGCUGACAGUGACCUUCUAGCUUUGGGACUUACCAACGGGCGUAAGGCACUUGAAAGUGGAAUCAAUGUGACAGUAAGUGGUCGCUCACGGCGAGGAGUCACCGUUGAGUUCCGGGUUCCAGCCCUGUCUCUCAGCGUGCGGUACGGGUUGGCAGCAGAUGUGCUGGAUGAGGAGAGAGCUCGACUGUUGGAACUGGCACGGCAACAGGCACUAACAGGGGCGUGGCUGCGAGAGCAGCAACGGGCACGGGAUAAUAAGGAGGGAAGCCGCUUGUGGACUGAAGGAGAGAGACAGCAGCUUCUUUCAACAGGGAACGUGCAGGGUUACGAUGGGUACUACAUUUUACCUGUUGAACAGUACCCCGAACUGGCAGACAGCAGUUUCAACAUCCAAUUCCUGAGACAGAAUGAGAUGGGGAGGAGGUAACAGUCCAAAUAUUUUUGUUAUCUUGUUUUUUUUUUAUAUUUUUAUCUCUGUUUAUCUUUCUCUCUAGCUAUAGCUUUUUGAUUUUCAGUUCCUUACUCUAUCUCUUUCUUUCUCUUGCUUUGUAUUUUUCCCACUUUUUCUCUUUUUUUUCUGUUAUCUCCUGUACCCACGAAGAAUAAUUGAACUAAUGGGGUAACUCUCUGAACGCUGCAGGGACUUUUAAAAGAAGAACUCUCAAAAACUUUGUUAAUACUGCCUCUGGCAAAAAAACAAACAUUGAAAGACCUUGUCUUUGUUUUUCAACAAUAGACAUCAAAAAAGCACUGAGAAACUUAAAAAAACUAUUGCUGAAAUAUGACAAAUCCCCUUUUUAAAAAAGAAUAGAUAUUUUUACCCAUAUUUUUUGGGUUACCGAGAGGAUGUUGGUGCCAGAUGGUACCCUUGUAAUUGUGUGACCUGGUUCGAGUCUCACAAGCUGCUGGAGAGGCCCAGUCUCAAUGCCAGAACUAAGGAAUAACAUCUGUAAAGAGAAAUAGUAGUCUCAGGCCUCCCAUUUUUCACAGCUAAACUGUCAAUUGCCACUGCAGCAAGUACCAUCAUCUACAGACUGAAUUUCUUCAAGCAGUUAAGAAAAUUCCAGCAAAGUAAAAGGUUUUUAAAAAGUGAUGAGAAAAUAUCAAACAUAGUUUGUUUCAUCACUGAUAGAAAAUUACUUAAAUUGUGUCAGAUAACUGUGAAGUUCAGGGUGUGCUUUAGAUGCGAUAGUUUUGUAUGUUCCAGUCGCAUUAGAGUAACAAGACCUUCACCAGGGCACUUCUGUAUAGAAAUAUCAGAAAAGAAACACUCACAAUCUACAGAUUAAAGGUUACUAGUGUCAGAAAUUAUUUAUUUUUACUUUGUUUUAUUAUUAUUAUUAUUAUUAUUAUUAUUAUUAAUAUUAUUCUUGGUACUCGACAAUCAUGAAAGAGUCACCACAUUUAGCUACAAAGAUGAACAUUGAUUGUUGAGUUAUUUUUCCUUUGUAAAAUAUGUAAUAAUUUUUCAUUUUUGUAUUCAUUUUGAUUUGCUCUUAAGCAAAUUAUAGUCAUACACAGAAAUAAUUUAUGUAAAGUGUUUUUAAAUGGUUUAUACUUUAAAUAAAGUUUAAAACUGUGAAACUUGUUUUUCAAAAUAUAUCUGUAUGUACAGUGUAUAGAUUUACCUUUAUGCAGCACAGUAGAAUAUUGUUCAUAAUAUCAACUUUUAUAUUUCUAACAAAAGGUGGCUUGUUAUGUGCAAUUCAACAGCUGGUAUUAAAACGCUAGAAAUUUGUGACACUCGAAUAUCACAGAUAAACAAUAUUGAUACCCCGUUUGAUGUUCUGUUUGUUUAGUUUUGUUUUUAUGCUGAAAAUUUGCUGUACUAGAACCCAAAUCAUAGAAAUUGAUUAUUUCCACUGUGAAGAGACUCAAUUAUGGAUGUUAUGAUGUACCAAAUCAGUAUUGAGGGAUGAUUCUUACUCAAGUGAGACUCUUCUGAGACCUACCAAUAAAUAGUUUACUUCA
Myxocyprinus asiaticus (Chinese sucker) is the source of this 9839-nucleotide messenger RNA. It is a transcript of the gene tenm2a, whose product is annotated as teneurin transmembrane protein 2a. Bases 1 to 8295 code for a protein of 2764 amino acids. Gene Ontology annotation, biological process: neuron development; signal transduction; heterophilic cell-cell adhesion. The transcript has 29 exons. Gene Ontology annotation, cellular component: neuron projection; membrane. Gene Ontology annotation, molecular function: cell adhesion molecule binding; protein homodimerization activity; calcium ion binding. The record is from RefSeq and is a predicted model, not a curated record. Lineage: Eukaryota; Metazoa; Chordata; Actinopteri; Cypriniformes; Catostomidae.